This is a messenger RNA of Myotis davidii, 1166 nucleotides long. RefSeq lists its product as hypothetical. Lineage: Eukaryota; Metazoa; Chordata; Mammalia; Chiroptera; Vespertilionidae. Gene Ontology annotation, biological process: respiratory chain complex IV assembly. The record is from RefSeq and is a predicted model, not a curated record. Gene Ontology annotation, cellular component: mitochondrion; respiratory chain complex IV. Bases 44 to 283 code for a protein of 79 amino acids. The transcript is spliced from 4 exons.
UCGCCCCGCGCGCUCAUUUGGAGGGAGAGCGGGAGCCCGCGGGAUGGCGGCGCCGACCAUGAAGGAGCGGCAGGUCUGCUGGGGCGCCCGGGACGAGUUCUGGAAGUGCCUGGACGAGCACGCGGACGACGCCUCCCGGUGCCAGGCGCUGCGACGCUCCUUCGAGGCGAGCUGCCCGCAGCAGUGGAUAAAGUAUUUUGACAAAAGAAGAGACUACUUAAAAUUUAAAGAGAAAUUUGAAGCAGGACAGUUCCAGCCUCCAAACACCUCUGCCAAGUCCUAGGCUGCCCUGGCCUCUCCGAAAGGGAACAGAAAAGAUUCAGGAAGGGUAAGUGACUGUCUCCAAGCCAUACAUCCGGUAAGCGGCCGGACUGAGAUCAAGAUGUGACGAGAUGCCCAAGUCAGCGGGCGGCAGACGGGGCCCAGCGGGAGCAGGCCGGCCCCCAUCUCCUUGGACAACUGCCCAUCCGCCUGCCCCACAGCUGCCCAGUUCUGGGCGAGACUCUGACCCCACAGUCCUCCCCCGCGCCCCAUCCUUCUCUUCAGAACCGCACUUCCUGCGGGUAACUGAACGUUGCUCAGUAGCAGGUAGAAAGCAUCAUCUCCUCGUGUAAAUGUAUGUAUUAUGUGUAUUUAUUUUAAAGAAGAAUGUAUCUUUUAAGAGCAGAAAAGCUCAUUUCAGCCCCCGUGUUGGGCUGUAAAGUGGAGCGUGCGUCUGGGUUAGACCUGGUUUGGUCCCACCUUCACUGGUCACUACUUCCUAGACGCCGCCACCGUGGUGUCCGCAGUACGGAGCCCACAGCAGGCACCCUCCACGCAACCAGCUGCCGAGGAUCGGGGGCUGGCGGGCUCUCUAACCAAGUGGCAUAUGAAACUUUAAACAUUACAGCAUCACAUUAAAGUACGGAAGGGAAGAAUCGUCACUGGGUCAGGUAACCAGUUUCUGGCUUAUUUCCACAAUCCCUAACUGCCUUCGCAUUCUUCGUUAAAGAGUGUUCUGAGUGACUUCACUUUUAAGAACUGAAGUAUAUGUAAGUGCUAAGCAGAUUACUUCCUCGUUUUCAAAGAGCAACAUGACAGCCUCCACUGCACAGUUUAUUCACACGGAGCCCUUAUGCUAAAGGUACAACUGCAGGGACCACUCACCUGGUCGAAGUGGGGGAAAA